Trypanosoma conorhini is the source of this 2241-nucleotide messenger RNA. RefSeq names its product putative intergrin alpha chain protein. Gene Ontology annotation, biological process: non-motile cilium assembly. NCBI's taxonomy places the organism in Eukaryota, Euglenozoa, Kinetoplastea, Trypanosomatida, Trypanosomatidae. Gene Ontology annotation, cellular component: ciliary basal body; motile cilium; BBSome. Bases 1 to 2241 code for a protein of 746 amino acids. The transcript has a single exon. The record is from RefSeq and is a predicted model, not a curated record.
AUGUCUGCGCCGACAAGUUACUACGCCAUGCGGCCCGCAUUUGAGCUGCAGCUGGGCACGCCGCUGCUGGAGGGGCUGGCGGCGAUUGGCCGCUUUGAUGGAAGGACGCCGUCGCUUGUGUGUGCGACGGCGACGCAGCAGCUCGUGAUCCACACAAGUGAGAGCCACGAAACGGUGUCGCAGAGGGGCAGCGGCGCGGCACAGAGCAGUGUGGCGCCGCUGCGGACGCUGAGCUUUGGUAAGACGCCCACUGCGUUGGCGGUGGGUCGUGUGCAGGACACCGCCGAUAGAAAAGCCGCGGAUGCCCUUUACUUUGGCUCGGCCACCUCACUGCUUGCCUACGAUGUAGAGCGGAAUAGCGAAUACUUUUACAAGAACAUGGAGGACGGGGUCCACGCGAUGACGUGGGGCGUGGUGAACACGGUGAAAGGGUCCGGCGGCGGUGGGAAUUCGUUGCCGCUGGUUAUCGUGGGAGGCAUCUGCACAAUCAACGGAUUUGACGAGAGUGGGACGGAGAUGCUGUGGACUGUGACGGGCGACCAGGUCACGGCCUUGGCGCUUGUGCCGUGGAGGGCCAACGACAAACACACCGCCGGUGCCCCCUCUUCGUUGGUAGCGGCCUCGGAGGACUUUGAGUUGCGCGUGUUCGACGGCGAGGUGACCGUCGCGAGCAUCAUGGAGGUGGACAAGGUGCACCAGAUCGUGUACAGCGGGGUGCCGGGGCGAUUUGCUUACUUGUCCGCCAAUGGUGGCAUUGGCGUGUAUGACCGGACCGAGCGCGUUUGGCGUGCCAAGGGGAGGCAUCGCCCGGUUUCCGCCGCAUUCUGUGAUGUGGACUUUGACGGCGUGCCCGAGCUUGUCGUGGGGUGGAGCAGCGGUCGGGUGGAGGUGCGUGGCGACGAUGCAGAGAAGCGGGGGGUGUUGUUUAGGGACACGUACGCCUCCCCCGUCGCCGCGGUGCUUGCGGACGACUACCGGCAGAAUGGGCAGCCGCUGCCUGUCAUCUGCACGCUGGACGGGACCGUCCGUGGCCUGCAGCUGGCGAACAGGGAGGGGGCGGAGCGGGAGGAGGUGGUGCGAAGUCAGGGGGCGUUCAGGCUGGAUGCGCUGCUGCGGGAAAGGCAGGCGCUGGCCGCCGAGCUGGCCGUGGUGGAGGAGCAGCUGGCGCGGCAGCGCAGCGGCGACACGGACGUGACGUUGCCGCAGGUGGGCACGGAGGUGCGGCACAAGCUGCUUCCCAACCAAACGACGGGGAGGCUGGACCUCGUCCUCACGGUGCUCCACGGCCAGCACGACACCAUUAUUCAGGGCUGCAUCCUCCACAGCGAGACGCUCUUCCCCGGCAAGGAGUACGCCUUCUUCACCGCAGAGAACCCCUCAGCGACGCUUGUGUGCCCGGUGAACGUUGAGCGCUGCGUGGAGGCGCGUGUGACGGCCUCCGUGAUGGUUGGGGCCACGAGCGCCGAGAGCUACCAAAUCCACGAGCUCGCUCUAGACAUCCCCAAGUUUGUCAUGUACCAGCGGCGGGACGAGGACCUGGCGACGUCGUGCAACGAGGCACCGGCGGGGUACGUCACGCUGCAGCUGCCGCAUGGGUUUUCCUUCGCGCGACUGGGAAAAUGGCUAGCGGAGGCGUUUUCGCUUCCAGGCGUCCCAGCAACAGACGGUGCCUUUCGGCUGACGUUCCUCGACAUGCGGAGUAGCAGAGCGCUGGUGAUUCGAGGGAACGCGGAGGAGCGUGAGCUGCAGAUUUGCGGGGAGUCCAUGGAGGUGUGUGGCGCGGUGGUCGAGAGCCUGGGCGCCGCGACGGUGGAGGAGGCCACGGCGGUGUGCCACUUCCCUGCCGAGCUGCGGGCGCUUGAGGAGACCAUUCAGUGCGUGGACGAGUUCAACGCGGUCCGGGUGAAGCUGAGCAGCAGCAUGGCGGACGCCGCCGCAAGCGUGAAGCCGCUCCUUCUGCAUGCAGAGGACGCCCGGCUGUUGUCGGACCUCCCCAACAUGCGGCGCCUCUACGCGCAGCUGUACGACCUCAACAAGGAGCUCGUUGCGGAGAACCUGAAGCGGUGCAACAACUACGGCGAGUUGAAGGCGGCCCUGAAGCAAAUCAAUGCGUACAUCAUGAGGGCGGGGAGACUACGCAUUGGGCAGGCCAAGACUCGUCUCAUUGCGGAUUGCCGCGAUGCCGUAAAGGCCGGGGAUACCCGCGCGCUGCUCAACCUCAUACGCAUCGGCCAGAACUGA